Messenger RNA from Phytomonas sp. Hart1, 923 nucleotides. NCBI's taxonomy places the organism in Eukaryota, Euglenozoa, Kinetoplastea, Trypanosomatida, Trypanosomatidae. The record is from the annotation of a GenBank genome assembly.
GGUAGUUUAUAUGAACAGUACCAGAUACGUGUAAAGGGAAUAUCUAUAUAUCAUAUGCAGAGCACACUCAUCUUUACGUUACCAUUUAUUCAAUGAAUACGUAAAUGUUUUACAAGAGAUUAUUUCCGAAUGUACUCAUCCAAGGGGCUUCCCCUAAUUUUUUCAGAGGACUGCAGAGGCGGGUGAUGGCGGUUCUUUGGCUGGAGCGCGCCCCCUGUGAUACGUAUCUCGACCUGAUUCUUGUACCAUCGGAUCAAAUGCAAUCUAUUAAUCAGCUCACACGAGGGCAUUGCAAGCCAACAGACGCCCUCACUUUUUCCGAAGUUAACGAAACCAAUCAAAGCAUCAACAAUAUCCUCUUUUCCUGCACUAAUGACGUGCUUGAACAAAAUGACGACUCAGAUCUAACGUCUUCUCCGGUUUUGUUUUAUCCUCCUUCGACGAAAACAGAUCAUUUGCCUACGCGGCGUGCGCUUCGCAGUGAGCUCGUUGAUCUUGGAAAAAUUUAUAUUUGCGUGGAAUAUAUCUGGCGUCGCGCGAUGCGUCUUCCUCUGAAAAAUCUCCCGUUGGAAUUAUACCUCGAAGCUGUCCUUGUUCAUGCACUUUUGCAUGGAUUAGGGUAUACACACGAAACCGAAGAGGCCCUAUGGCGUAUGAUACGCCGGGAACGACGUAUUGGGUAUCAUCUGCGAUCUCUUCAGCGAAAAUAUCCUCUCGAUAUGCCUCCGAUGGAUGUUGUGGAGUAUAUGAAAAUGAUAUUGAGGAAAUGAAUGUGAAAAAAUGCAAAAGGUCUUGCGUCCAUGGACUCCGACCUCUGUGUUGCCAUUGAUUGACUAAAAAAAGGAAGUAGGGAAUUUUAAAACGAAAUUUUCCGAUAAAAACGCUAUGGCGACAACACUACAGCACCGGUACCUGCCAUUUUU